UGUCCUUCCUCAGCCACCGUAGGCUACGUCAGAAAAGAAUACUGUCAGCUAUCUCAGCUACCCACUUGCAGAGACAACAUGGCAUUUACUUUGUAUUCCCUCAUUCAGGCAGCAAUUCUGUGCGUCAAUGCUGUUGCUGUGUUGCACGAAGAAAGAUUUCUCAGUAAAAUUGGCUGGGGAGUGGACCAAAGUGUCGGAGGAUUUGGAGAUGAACCAGGCAUCAAAGUGCAGCUAAUGAACCUUGUCCGCUCUGUAAGGACGGUGAUGAGAGUGCCGCUAAUCGCAGUCAAUUCAGUCUGCAUCGUGCUGCUGCUUCUGUUUGGAUGAAGUGAAGUGACAGAAGUUGUCAGGAGAACAUCUCCAUCAUCUCAGGAACCCUUCUAAAGAACCACUUUAUUUCUCUGACACACAGAAUGUCUCCUGUCAGCCUGCGUACAAAUGUUGUCAUUUGAUAUUCCACAUCAGUACAUGGGACAUUAGGGCCUGUGAUUCAAAAUAAGUAAAUGCAGAACUGUAAACUUGCCUCUUUUUUGAAUAGUAUAAUAACAUAGUAAUACAAUUUCACUGUUUGGGUUUUCUGGAAAAACAUUUAUAAGCCAAAUGUGAUUUUACACUUAAAUUGUAUCAAUGAAGAUCUGGAUACCAGCUGUAACUACUGAGAUGCAGUGGACUGACUGUAAAAUGUUUGUGAAUAUGUGGUAUGUGGUUUUUUUUGUAGAAAUAUUCAUGAGUAAAGAGUUUUAAAAGUUUCA
Lates calcarifer (barramundi perch) is the source of this 752-nucleotide messenger RNA. RefSeq names its product immediate early response 3-interacting protein 1. Gene Ontology annotation, biological process: endoplasmic reticulum to Golgi vesicle-mediated transport. The coding region runs from base 79 to 327 and encodes 82 amino acids. NCBI's taxonomy places the organism in Eukaryota, Metazoa, Chordata, Actinopteri, Centropomidae. The transcript is spliced from 3 exons. The record is from RefSeq and is a predicted model, not a curated record. Gene Ontology annotation, cellular component: Golgi membrane; COPII-coated ER to Golgi transport vesicle; endoplasmic reticulum membrane.